This is a messenger RNA of Xenopus laevis (African clawed frog), 1688 nucleotides long. RefSeq names its product acidic leucine-rich nuclear phosphoprotein 32 family member B-like. Lineage: Eukaryota; Metazoa; Chordata; Amphibia; Anura; Pipidae. The coding region runs from base 321 to 1103 and encodes 260 amino acids. The record is from RefSeq and is a predicted model, not a curated record. The transcript is spliced from 7 exons.
GUUUUUUUCCCCCCUCUCCGCCAUGUUUGUCCUCCUUGUGAGUAACUUGGAGUUCGCUCUCAGCAGUUUCCACACGUUUCCUAUAUAUGCAGAGAGAGUGUUCAGAUUUCUAUUAAGGACACCUCUGGCUGCUCUUUUGCAAGCACAGAACUCAAACGCCCUCUCCCUCCCCUCCAAACUUUUUUUUUAUAUCAUUUUUGAGUUUGAUCAUCUGAGAAAGAAGAGCAAGUAUAACGGAAGAGGAAGGUUGGAAACAUACCUAGAAAUAGAUCGGGUGGGGGGGUGGACGGCACGACUAGAACAGAAAUAAUUCCAGCAAGAUGGACAUGAAAAAAAGAAUUCACCUGGAGCUGAGGAACAGGACGCCCUCUGAUGUACGAGAAUUGGUUCUGGAUAACUGCCGGGCGCAUGAAGGCAAAAUAGAGGGUCUUACAGCAGAGUUUGUGAAUCUAGAAUUCCUCAGCUUAAUAAAUGUCUUAUUGAUGUCAGUCUCAAAUCUUCCAAAGCUCCCCAAAUUAAAAAAGCUUGAGCUGAGUGACAACAGAAUCUCUGCAGGCCUGGAUGUACUAGCAGAAAAACUAUCCAACCUCACACAUCUAAAUCUCAGUGGAAAUAAAAUAAAAGACAUUAGCACAUUGGAACCUCUGAAAAAAUUAGAGUCUUUGAAGAGCCUGGACCUAUUCAACUGUGAAGUAACAAACUUAAAUGACUACAGAGAAAGUGUUUUCAAGCUCCUCCCGCAAUUGACUUACCUGGAUGGGUAUGACAGAGAAGACAAGGAGGCCCCAGACUCUGAUGCUGAAGGAGAUGGUGUAGAUGAGGAGGAAGAAGAUGAAGAGGGGGAAGAGGAGGAAGAAGAUGAAGAGGAAGAAGAUAUAGAUGAGGAGGAAGAUGAGGAUGAGGAUGAAGAGGAGAUAGAUGAUGAAGACGAUGCCAGUGGCGAGGAACAGGAAGACUUUGGACAUGAUGGAGAAGUAGAUAAAGAAGAUGAUGAGGAUGAUGAUGAAGAGGAUGAAGAAGAAGACGAAUCUGGCAAAGGAGAGAAAAGAAAGAGAGAAGCAGAUGAUGAAGAGGAUGACUAUAAGACAAAAACAAAAAAUUAAAGAAAAUGAAAUGAUAAAGGACCUUUUAUGGAUUAUAUGGUGUUGAUUGAACUGGCCCUACCCUUGGAUUACUGAUAAGCAGGUUUCAAAGCCAUAGUGAUUUAUAACAAGCCCCUUGUCCUUGAGCACCCAAUGAGCCAAAGAGUUGUUUUCUGUGACAUUCCUUCCCCCAAUAACCCCAACUGGAAGAUUACAACUUGAUUUCUAAUUAAUUCUGAAAAAAAAGCAAAGAAAGAGAGACAAAACUUCUGACUAAAAUCACAAACUUAGGUCAAAGCUUUUCCUAUUAUGUUGGGGUUCCUAAGGGUUUCUGAAUUAAAACCCCGAGGUUGUAUUUCGGUGAGUCGUGAUUGUCAGUGGCUGCUUGUUAACUAGAAGAUGGAGCAACAUUUUUACUUUCUGUACAAGAAAGAGGGGGGGAAAAAUCCUUUGUAAAUAAAAUCUUAACAUUUUGGGUCUGUUUUUCAUGCUUUGCUUUUUUUUCUAACAGUUCAAUAUUUUUUUACAGUAGGAUGUUUUUUUGCUGCAGAUGAAAAACUAUUUUUUAAGAACAUGAGUGAAAUAAACAUGUUACUAUUUGGUAAA